Eupeodes corollae is the source of this 1617-nucleotide messenger RNA. RefSeq lists its product as uncharacterized. The record is from RefSeq and is a predicted model, not a curated record. NCBI's taxonomy places the organism in Eukaryota, Metazoa, Arthropoda, Insecta, Diptera, Syrphidae. Bases 1 to 1617 code for a protein of 538 amino acids. The transcript has a single exon.
AUGGUAAUUGGAGAUUUAAACGCAAUGAUAGGAAACAUGCAGACGGCAACUACUGUCUUACAAGAAACAAACCUUACCAACAUUUAUAACAACCGCACAUCCAAAGAUACCGUCUACAAUCAAAAUGGAACAAAACUUCUUGAUAUUCUUCAAAACUAUGAUUUAUGUAUUCUAAAUGGUUGCACCGAAGGGGAUCGAGAAGGUCAUUAUACUUUCAUUGGAGGUCAAGGCAAAUCUGUGAUAGACUAUUGUGCAGUAAAUAACGACUGGGUAGAUCUUAUAACCAAGUUUGAAGUUCAAACAAAAACUUAUUCCGAUCAUUUACCUAUAGUUAUUGAAUGGACUAAUAAUGCUAUAAGAAACGAAAAAACUCUUAAUUUGCUUCCAAGAAUGAACUGGAAAAUACAAAAAAUAAAUAUAUACCAUGAAGCUAUAGACAACUUUUUUUCAAAUACGGUGUUGAACACAGAGUCGGUAGAAGAAUACUCUUCGCAAGUAAUAUCAUGCAUUAGGAGUUCUUCUUCAAUUAAAAUGACAACUGGAGAAAAAUUUUACAAGCAAAAGUGGUUUGACUCCGAAUGCUCGAAGUUCCGUAAGAAAUCCUUUGCUCUAUUACACGCAUGGAGAGAAACAGAUUCCGAAGUUUUAAAGAAAUGGUAUGCUGAAGCCAACACCUCUUAUAAAAAUAUGUGUCGUGUGAAGAAAAUCAACUGGGAAAACAACAAAGCUAUUCAACUUGCAAAUAUUAAAAUAUUAGCACCGGGAGAAGAUGGUAUCCCGUACGAAUUUUUUAAAAAUGCUACGCCAGUAUUUCUGUUGCACCUCAAAAAAUUGUAUGACAACAUUUUUUUGAACUCUAUUGUACCAAAAUCUUUUAAAAACUCUGUAAUCUUCCCCAUACACAAAAAAAGCGCUUUAGAUAAAGCCGAAAACUACCGUGGCAUAUCGUUUAUGAACACCAUUGGCAAACUCUUUUGUGGAAUUCUAGUCGCUAGACUUGAAAAAUGGAUUGAUGAAAACAACACCAUGACCGAACUACAGGCAGGAUUCAGAAAAAACUACUCGACUAUCGACCACAUUUUUAGUCUAAUUGCAAUAGUGAAAGGUUUUCAAGCGAGAAACAAAAAGGUGUACGCACUUUUUGUAGAUUUUAAGGCGGCUUUCGAUCUCAUUCAUAGAAACGCGCUUUUGUACAAGUUAUCGCAAAUCGGACUUUCUACCAAAUUCAUUCAGAUCAUCAAAGAAAUGUAUUGUGGAACUAAUGCUGCUGUUUGGGAUGGAAACAAUAUAUCGGAUUGGUUUGAAACAGAUAGUGGUGUGAAGCAGGGAUGCCCACUUAGUGCAUUGUUAUUUGCACUUUUUAUAAACGAUGUUGUGACUGACAGAAUUGCAGGCACCAUAGUAAAUGUUCUUUUGUACGCCGAUGAUUUGGUAAUUUUAUCUGAAAAUCCGCAAAAUCUACAAUUGAUGAUAAACCGCCUUGUUUCAUUCUGUGAGAAGUGGGGACUUAUCAUUAACACAGAUAAAUCGAAGGUAAUGGUUUUCUCAAGAAAUAAUCGGGGUAACCCAACACAAAACUAUAAUUGGUUCUUGGGAACUAACGUCUUGAUGUUGUGA